This is a messenger RNA of Phascolarctos cinereus (koala), 630 nucleotides long. It is a transcript of the gene FGF6, whose product is annotated as fibroblast growth factor 6. The record is from RefSeq and is a predicted model, not a curated record. Gene Ontology annotation, molecular function: growth factor activity. Lineage: Eukaryota; Metazoa; Chordata; Mammalia; Diprotodontia; Phascolarctidae.
AUGGCCUUCCCACAGAAGCUGCUCAUCACUAUGCCUGCAGGAGGAGGUUGCCUCGGGGGCACGCUGUGGGCUUUCAUCUUCUUGGGUGUUCUGGCUGGCAUGCUGGUACCCUGGCCGCUGGUGGGUGGCCUGGCCAACCCUGUGCUCCUGGAAAGGGGCUGGGGGACACUGCUGGGGUCCCAGCCCCAAGCUGGACUGCCUGGUGGGCUAUCCCGCAGUAACUGGGAGAGUGGCUAUUUGCUGGGGAUCAAGAGGCAGAGGAGACUGUAUUGCAACGUGGGCAUUGGCUUUCACCUCCAGGUGCCCCCAGAUGGCAGGAUCAGUGGGACCCACGAGGAGAAUCCCUACAGUCUUUUGGAAAUUUCAACAGUGGACCGAGGUGUAGUGAGUCUGUUUGGGGUAAGGAGCGCUCUUUUUGUGGCCAUGAACAGUAAAGGAAGACUAUACGGGACGCCCAGUUUCCAAGACGAGUGCAAAUUCCGAGAAACCCUCCUGCCCAACAACUACAAUGCCUAUGAAUCAGACCUGUACCGAGGGACCUACAUCGCUCUGAGCAAGCACGGACGAAUAAAGCGUGGCAAUAAGGUGUCCCCGGCCAUGACUGUCACUCAUUUCCUGCCCCGGAUAUGA